Molecule: messenger RNA, 1515 nt
Organism: Symbiodinium sp. CCMP2456
Lineage: Eukaryota; Dinophyceae; Suessiales; Symbiodiniaceae
Source: the annotation of a GenBank genome assembly
AUGCAUGGGGCGCAGUUUGCUACAGAAACCCUAAACCCUAAAGUCCGGCGGGAGCCUCGAGGGCUGCAUAGCAGACUAGGCAGACUAGAGCAAAAUGCCCAACUGGCCCUUGACGACGAGAUCGCACGUGCAGUCCCGUUGGCAGACACCUUGCGUGCGCUUGGAUAUCUCUGGCGACUACACCCGAAUAAGAUGAGCCAGGACCAGUUAUUGAAGCUAUGGCAGCAUUCCAAGAAAGCAAGCUCGUUCGAUGCUUUUGUGUCUCACACCUGGUGGACACCGGGAUAUCAGAAGUUUAUUUCUCUAUUACUUCGCUUCUACUGGCACUAUGCCGUAGUUGCUGCGGUUGCGGCGAGCGUGGUGAUCAUGAUUAUGUAUAGGCUGGACAUGUUGCCCAUGCCUUUGAGAUUUGCGUCACAGUACACAUUGUUCCCGAGAGUGAUUCCCUGCGGGCCGUGGGGGACUCUGUUCGCAUUCGUGGUCUCGCUCGUUGCGUUACUUUGCGCUCCCCUCCUGCCCUGUCCGAGCUUCGACAUAUUCUACGAUGUUGCAUGCAUUCACCAAACGGAUCCGGUGAUGCGCGAACGAGGUGUAUAUGGCAUCGGCGGCUACAUGACCGUUUCCAAAGAGCUACGAAUCUUGUGGUCGGUGCCGUACUUGUCUAGACUGUGGUGCAUAUUCGAGCUCGCUGGAUACCGCCGGGCCAAUCCAAACGGCAAGAUCGUUUUCCAGCCGCUGAUGGUCGAGCGUCAUUUUUUCGUGCUUUGGGUCUGCCUUUACGUGACCUUCUGCAUAUUCCAGUUCCUGAACACCGGCUCAGCCAGGGGGUUAAUCCUCAUCUCAGGGAUUGUCGGCGGUUUUGCUCUGGUGCCCGGCGUCCAUGCAAUUCGGAGAGGCUUCCAAGAGCAAGAGCGCAGCCUUCAGGACAUGGCAAACUUUGACCUUGAGCUCGUUUCGUGUUCCAGUGAUUUCGACAAGCAGUUUAUUGUCUCGGCGGUGAGCCAGUGGUAUGGAAGCGCCGACGCAUUCACACAAUACGUUCGCGGGCCUUUGCGGGAGGAGCUGGUGCAAGUGGUCGCUGAGAUGCAGGCUCCCAUGUCGUACUGCUUGUUGGCAUCUUCGCCUAACGCCGGAACUCAAGCGGACGUCCUGGGAGCACUCUGGCUCGCAGGAGCUCCCAGCGACAUGAUGUUGGCCCACGUGCUGGGACAGGUGCUGUCGUCCUUCUUGAUUAUCAUGGCCAUUCUGAAAAUCCUCUUCAUCCUCACGAGACACUAUGCUCAGCCCAGAUUUAGAAGUCGCGCCAUGGACUACAUGCAGACGGUUGGUGUAUCGCUUCUCUUCCUCGUGGGCAUUGCUGUGGCGAGUGCAAGAGUUUAUGUGUACUAUGCUUUCGGGGUUCCUGGUGCUGCGGCGCUUCUCGUCGUCAUAGUGCUCCUCUUCAUUGCGACGUUCUUUCACGACUUGAAACAGUUCUGGGACCAGCUUUGCAGAGUUGUUUUGGGACGCGGCUGA